This is a messenger RNA of Moneuplotes crassus, 3139 nucleotides long. NCBI's taxonomy places the organism in Eukaryota, Ciliophora, Spirotrichea, Euplotida, Euplotidae. The record is from the annotation of a GenBank genome assembly.
UAUGGGGGAAAAAGUAAUGGAUAGAAUAUAUAGCCUCAAGACAAAGCUCUCAGUGAUUGGUAAAGUACCUCUUGAUCAUCUAACUUCUUAAUAUAUUCCUUUAUCUGGGGUUAAGAGUAUCAUUAAGGCUCAAGUUAAUCUCGAAGAUCUUGAACUGAAUCAUCUUUCUGAGGCAAAUUUAACUCAAAUCGCUACUAGAAGUGCUAAUAAAGAGGUGCUGAAUCAUUCUGCAAACUUGGCAAUAUCUAAAAAGUCUUCAGCAAAACUAGUAAGUAUAAGACAAUCUUCUGCAGCAACCCUUGAAAGCCUAUUGAAAAAUGACAAAAGAGCAAAUUACAAUUUUUCAUGAAAGACCUUAAAGCUAGAGUUCAAGAAAGUAGUAAAAGAAGGACUGAUAACUCUCUCUAUUCAGCCAAGAAUAAUAUUUUGAAAUAGGUAUGGAAUCAGUUUAUACAAUCUUAAAGUGGGGUUUAAAGAUUAUUAAGGUAGUAUAGAAUAAUUUUUAGAGCCUUUAGAGUAUAAUUAAGUUCUCUGAAGAUUUUUCUAAGCUAAAAAAUUAUCAUUUUUGGCCAAAAUUUUAACAGAAAAGUCCUUGAAGGAGCUCACUCAAGGAAAAGAUUAAGAAAAGGCUUAAAGAAGUUGAAAAUGAGGAAGGUAAAGAGCAAUUUUAGUGAAUCUGGGAUUCAUGUACAAACAAAGAAAGGAAGAAAUUUGAGGAAAUUCAAAUUAGAGGAAAGUAGCAGGACGGUGAAAGCAAAGUGAGUUUUAUUGAUUAUUAUGGAAUUUUGGAGGAGGUUGAGGCGGGAGUUGGGGACAGAAGAAAAUCUCUACAUUUCUGGGGGGUUAGGUAUCCUCUGUACUGUCAUUUCGAAUGUCUGCGAGCUAAUUAUAGGGUUUAUAGAUCUUCAUUCUGAAUUAUUUCUGAGUCUAAACUUAGCAUCAACCAAAAAACCAAACCACUACCAGAAAAUAAUUAUCUAAAGAAAGAUAAUUCGAUUUCAAACCCUAGAAAAUCUAUGAUAUCUUCUAAGAUUCACAAAGCACCUAUCUCUCCAAAUUCUCCCAAAGUCAGCGACACCGCCUCCCAUGUUUCCGAAUCAACUAUAAAGCAUCAACUAAACAGUAAUGAUCUCCUAGGUUCAAACUUUUCUUCCUUCAACCUCACUAAAGCUACAAAUUUCAAAACACAUCACCCCAAGCAAGCCUGAUCCUUUUAUCCUCUUAGCAGCGAAACCAAACCUCUGAAGAACUGGAAAACGUGCCAGAGCCAGGCAGGCUCAAGUUACAUCCCUUCAGUGAAGAAGAAAAUGAAAUCAGCUGAUGAAAGCAACAACGUCAAGUCCACACAUUUUUCAAGCGGUCUCUUUAAGCCAAAGCCAAGGAGAACCUUGGCUUUGGCUUAAACUACUUGAAAGGAGUUUCAUGGGAAGCCGAAGGGAUUCCAACCAAAAGUCCCUCAUAUAGAUUUGGUGCUGACACCGGACAGAUCAUAUGAUAGCAAAGAAAUUGAAGAUGACAAGAGUCUUGCAACUUAAACUUGAAUUUGGAGGUUGGAGUAAUUUAGAAGGACUAUGAACCAUUUUUGAUACUUUGAAGAAGAAUUUUAUGGAGAAUAGGUGGGAUUAUUGCGUAGAAAGGGAAAUACUGGGUGCAGAAUUGGGUAGAAGAAAUAUUAAUGGGAGUUUUUAGUAGAUGUGACGUUGUUUAGUUAUUAAAUAGUAGGGAAAUGCAGAGCUUAGCCAGAGAGAGAUAGUCAGUGUAAAGAAUUUUAGAAAAGAUGGUUUACAAAUAGAAGUUUGUAAUAUGAGGUAGAAAAACUAACAAAAAGAAACUGAAAAUUGUUUUUUUUUUAUAAAAAAGCCCAAAAUUCCUCAUAAACCGGCUAAUCCACUUAAAAUCCCCCAAAUUAAUCAACAACCAACUAUUACCCCCUCCUCAUCCCCCAAAAACCACAUAAAAACCUAUCCCAAAAAUCUCCUCCUUAACCUCUCCCCCAUCCCCCAAAUCCCUCUACAAACAAAGGCCCCUUACCCUCCCUAAAUAAACACCCCAAAUCCCACACCUGCAACAGAGCCAAAAUUAAGAACCAGCCCAGGCGAGAAAGAGACCCUCAAGAAGGACUUAUUGAGAUAGAAAGGGGGAUUUUAAAGGAAGGAAUUGAGGGGGUGGAGGCGACAGGAAGGGAAGGGGUGAAAAGGGGGUUAAGGAGGUGGAUGAGGGGGUUUUGAAGGUGUAGAGGAGCUGAAGGAGGGUAUAGGUUGUGGUAGAGGCUUUUAGAUAGUGAGUUUUGGAGCUGUUUAAGGGAAAUUUUGGGUGUGUAGGAUUAGAAAUUUGGGGGAAUUUAGUGGGGGAGUAGAGAUAUGUUCCUUCUUUAUGAGAUAGGAGGAAGAUCUUUGAGUGAUUUGAGAGGAAAGUAAAAGAAGAGUUUUAGAAAGGUGAAAGGAUUUGUUUUAUUCAUCACCUUGAUUUGUAUCACAAGCUCAAAGAAAAUAAAUCAGUUUUGAAACAAUUCUUGCAAAAAUUAUUCCAAGAAUUUUGAUUUACUGCAAAAAAGGUUAGGAAGUGUGAAUGCUGAUGUGAAAUCGGACAACAUUUUGGUGACCUGAAAGGAAGGAGAUAUUAUUGAUGUAAAAUUAAUAGACUUGGGAUCAGCUUAUGAAUUUAGCAAGGCUAGGAGCUUUCCCUCAUAACUCCUGAGUAUUUACCACCAGAAAUAUUGUCAUAUCUUGACAACAAAAGUAAGCCAAAAUCUUAAAAAAUCAGCCUCAGAUUUACUUCAAUCUAUGAAAGCUUGGAGUUCAGAUAUGUGGUCAAUUUGAGUUAUCUUAUUAAAACUAGAAACAGGGUUUCCAAUCUGACUGAGUCUCAAAUACAAAACAAAAACUAAAGGCAAGCAGAUCCUUGGAAGAAGUAUCUUUGGUGUCUAAAGAAGAAACUGAGGUAAAAUCUACCAAAAACAAAAUUAUUUCUUGACAAAGUCCUCCAAUCUUUCUUCAAGAAAUGCCACACUUCUAGCCUUAAUAAAAACCAGCACUAUAUAAAUCUAUUACAAAGUUUGCUUGAACUGAACCCGAAGGAACGAAUCUCUCCAAGUGCGAUCUUAGACCCCCAUUCAUUCCAAAUAAUUAAUAUUCUAUUC